This is a messenger RNA of Bufo gargarizans (Asiatic toad), 957 nucleotides long. Its product is annotated as olfactory receptor 11A1-like. The record is from RefSeq and is a predicted model, not a curated record. The coding region runs from base 1 to 957 and encodes 318 amino acids. Gene Ontology annotation, molecular function: olfactory receptor activity; G protein-coupled receptor activity. Gene Ontology annotation, cellular component: membrane. Lineage: Eukaryota; Metazoa; Chordata; Amphibia; Anura; Bufonidae. The transcript has a single exon. Gene Ontology annotation, biological process: G protein-coupled receptor signaling pathway.
AUGGUCACUGUAAAUCAAAUGUCUUUUUUCCAGAUGGUCUUCAGAAAUAACAUCACCUCCAUCAUCCUUCUGGGAUUUCCAAAUCUUCCAAACAUCCAAUUUCUGUUCUUCUCAUUACUGAUUAUUUUAUACUGUGGGGCCAUUUCAGGGAACCUUCUUAUCAUGGUCUUGUAUUUAGUGAGUCAAACCCUUCAGUCCCCCAUGUACUUCUUUAUCACACAACUUUCAUUAUGUGACCUCCUGGUGACUACAGACAUUGUCCCCAUCCUGCUUCACUCUAUAAUGUAUGGAAUGAGUACUAUGACUCUCAUUGGCUGCAUAAUCCAGCUUACAUUUUUUCUCUUAUCAGAGUCCUCAGAAUGUUUUCUACUGUCACUUAUGUCUUAUGAUCGUUAUCUGGCCAUCUGUAACCCCCUUCAUUAUCAUUCCAUCAUGACUCAUAAUUUAUGUGUUAUCUCUGUAAGCGUUAUUUGGUUGGUGGCUUUUAUUGCAACCCUGAUCAUUAUCAUCUCCAUCUAUAGUUUAAAUUUCUGUGGCCCACACAUCAUUGACCAUUUCUACUGUGACUAUGAACCUAUGCUGCAGCUCUCCUGCUCUGACACAUCCAUCAUUCAGAAAAUGAAUCUUAUAUUGGGAUUUUUCUUUGCUACGGGACCUUUUAUAAUAAUUGUGAUGUCCUAUGUGUAUAUUGUCAUCACCGUUCUGAAGAUCCCAUCGAAUACUGGAAGACAUAAAGCCUUCUCCACCUGUAGCUCCCACCUCAUUGUGGUCUCCAUGUUUUAUUGGACAUUAAUGGCAGUUUAUAUGUUUCCUAAAAAAGGACAGUCAUUGAUCCUGAGUAAGAUCUUGUCUCUGAUGUAUACUGUGCUGACCCCAGUGCUCAAUCCUAUUAUUUAUACCCUGAGGAACAAAGACCUCAAAGAAGCUUUUCUUAAACUUAAAUUUAAUAACUUAUAA